AUGGCACCCGCUCGUGAUGUGAUCGUUACAGGUCUUCUAUUAAUGCAUUUGGGUCAUCUAGCGGCCCGCCCAGAACCACCCAUACUUGGUCCCUCGUCUGGUUCACUCGACACCGGCAAUGGGCUCAGCACCAGUCCCGGUGGUUCACUCGGUUACAGCUACGGUCCACCGCCACCUUCACCCUCCAUCACCAUCAACAGCUACGGUUCGGCCACGUCCGAAUACGGACCACCGACGCAGGCCCCCAUCAUACACAAGCACGUGUACGUGCAUGUCCCACCACCCGAGCCGGAGUACGUCACGACCAGGAAACCGGUCGUCGUACCGCCGCCCCAAAAGCACUACAAAAUCGUGUUUAUAAAGGCACCGUCACCGCCGACGCCGGCACCACCGGUGCUGCCCCCGAUACAGCAGAACGAGGAGAAAACGCUCGUGUACGUGCUGGUGAAGAAGCAGGACGAGCCGGAAGAGAUCGUCAUACCGACGGUUGCGCCAACGCCACCCUCCAAACCGGAAGUCUACUUCAUACGCUACAAAACACAGCGUUCAUCGGCUGAGCAUGGGAGUAAUGGCGGUGGACCAUAUCCGGAGAGUGGCGGACCAACGCCACCCACCGAGUACGGUGCACCGCCAGUACCGAGCCAAAGCCCCAGCAACAGUUACGGUGUACCGCUAUAGGUACAUCCUGAGCGAGUAUCUCUACUGCAAGUAUCUUCAGCUUUACGGUUUGCGGACGU
This is a messenger RNA of Anopheles maculipalpis, 737 nucleotides long. RefSeq lists its product as uncharacterized. The record is from RefSeq and is a predicted model, not a curated record. The transcript is spliced from 4 exons. NCBI's taxonomy places the organism in Eukaryota, Metazoa, Arthropoda, Insecta, Diptera, Culicidae. Bases 1 to 678 code for a protein of 225 amino acids.